AUGAACCUGGAAAUAUCUGAGAAUGAGUUCAAAAAACUGGUUGAUCUCAGCAAUGUAUUUGAUAUCCUAAAAGCGACAGUCAAAGAACUUUGCAAAAGAAACGCCAAUCUGAUGACGUCUGACGCGGUUUUGAUGUUUAUGCUCAAAAAAUUAGAAGCUCUGCAUCAUGAACCAGUUGCUCGUGAACUUCUCCAAUCUCUGAAGCGAAAAAUUAAAGAGCGCAGGUUGUUGGUGACUUCUACUCUAAAUUAUUUGCAUAAUCCCAAAUCAUACAUUGAUUCAUCAGAUGAUGACUACUACGACAUCUUUCUAAGGCCAAAUGGCGACGAAAUGCGAAAACAUAUUGCAGACCUACAUCAGCUUGGUCAGACUCAGGCUACGGAACGUACGAUUGACGUUGCUGUUUCUACUACAGACGAGGAGAAUAAAUACAGGAAUGACGAAUCUGACACACUACCGCUCAAGAAGCAAUUAUAA
This is a messenger RNA of Parnassius apollo (apollo), 477 nucleotides long. Lineage: Eukaryota; Metazoa; Arthropoda; Insecta; Lepidoptera; Papilionidae. The record is from the annotation of a GenBank genome assembly.